AGUAAAUAACUAAAAGGAAACUUAGAAAAAUAAUAAUGGAACGUUGGCAAAAUAAAGUAGCUGUGGUGACCGGUGCCAGUUCAGGUAUUGGUGCUGCGGUAGUCAAAGACUUAGUCAAUGCUGGACUAAUUGUCGUUGGAUUGGCACGUCGUGUACAACGCGUUGAGGAACUUAAAGAACAAGUUGCUGCGGGAAAGCAACAAAAUCUACAUGCACGUCAAUGUGAUGUUUCCAAUGAGGAUUCAGUGAAUGAAGCAUUUGAUUGGAUUGAAAAGAAUCUGGGUGGAAUAGAUAUAUUAGUAAAUAAUGCUGGUAUCUACAGGGCAGGUAAUCUAUGUGAGCAGGAAACAAAUUUAGUGCAAGAAGUUUUACAGACUAAUGUCAUGGGUGUGGUAUAUUGUACAAAACGAGCAUUGAAAUCCAUGAAAGCACGCAGUUUCAGUGGUCAUGUUUUAAUAGUGAACAGUGUUGCUGGUCAUAGAGUAUUUAAUACUGGUAUUUUAAAAAUGCCAUCAACUAAUAUUUAUUCUCCAUCCAAAUUUGCUGUGACUGCAAUGACAGAAAUUUAUCGACAAGAAUUUAAUAAUUUGGAAACUAAAGUGAAGAUCACUAGUAUUAGUCCUGGAUUAGUUGCAACGGAGAUUGUUCCUGAACAAUAUAAGGAAAUGAUGUCUAAUCAUAUAUUGCAAUCUGAAGAUAUUUCUAAUGCAGUUUUAUUUGCAAUAUCUACACCUCCACAUGUGCAAAUUCAUGAAUUGACUAUUAAACCUGUAGGAGAAAUUUUUUAAGUUUGGAUGGACAUUGAU
Molecule: messenger RNA, 806 nt
Organism: Teleopsis dalmanni
Lineage: Eukaryota; Metazoa; Arthropoda; Insecta; Diptera; Diopsidae
Product: farnesol dehydrogenase-like
Exons: 2
Coding region: 36-788 (250 amino acids)
Source: RefSeq, a predicted model, not a curated record